Molecule: messenger RNA, 1645 nt
Organism: Lucilia sericata (common green bottle fly)
Lineage: Eukaryota; Metazoa; Arthropoda; Insecta; Diptera; Calliphoridae
Product: gram-negative bacteria-binding protein 1-like
Biological process (GO): carbohydrate metabolic process
Molecular function (GO): hydrolase activity, hydrolyzing O-glycosyl compounds; carbohydrate binding
Source: RefSeq, a predicted model, not a curated record
UUAGUAUAAGCUCAGCACUCGCAGUUAAAGGUAGAUACUUAGAUUAAGCGCUAUUAACUACAAAUAUAAUUGGGAUCGCAAAAAAAGUAUUAUACUAAACGUUAUGUAUAGAAAUCUAUUAUCUAUAAUAUUACUGGUAAAUCUAGCAGGAUGGGGCUGUACCUUUACCAUACAACCGGCAGAAUUUAAUAUAAUUGGAGAUAAAUUUACUCUAUCCAUACCGAAUGAUCCCGACAUCAAGUGGGUAUCUUUUCAUGUUAAUAUUAAUAAAGCAUUUCGUUCCUUUGAAACGGGUCAAUACACCGGUACAGCUAGUAUACCACGAAAUAAAAAGUGGACAGUUGAGUUUGACAAGAAACUGCAGGACAAUGACAUUGUCUAUGUUUGGAUGGCUGUUCAGCAUAAUCGCUUAAUAUUUCGCGAUAAAAAAGAUCCCAUUUCUGUGGAGGCUUUCAAAAGUGGUAAUCCUAAUUAUAGAAUUACUACCACGGCACCUGAUACUUCUGGUGAAACAUCAACAGAAUCGUCUACUAAACGAACAAUUGAUGUUACUUUAGAAAAUAAAAUAUGCCGUCCUACUGUUUCCGAAGUUCCCAGAUCAUUUGGUGGUCCUUAUUGUCGUGAUGAUUUAAUAUCGGAUAAUUUUGAUACUUUAAACGCGAAAUAUUGGACGAAUGAAGUACGUUUUCCACCCACCAUUGAUGAUGCUGAAUUUGUUUUAUACAAUGGUACUGCGAACGUAGAAGGUGGUAUACUGAGAAUCGAGGCCAGUUUGAACACUAAGAAUUUAAAAAAGGAUACUAUUGAUUUGGGACAUAGAUGUACCAGUAUCAAUGUUGAUAAUGAAUGUUCUCUUAUUCCUCGUGGUGUUUCCCUGUUGCCGCCUAUUAUUUCAGGACGUUUAUCAACUAAAAAUCAUUUUCGUUUCAAAUAUGGGCGCAUUGAGGUAAGAGCCAAAUUACCCAUAGGCGAUUGGCUAUUUCCCUUAAUAUCUCUACAACCCUCCACACCCGCCUAUGGUGAUCACUAUAAAUCCGGUGAAAUGCGUGUGGCCUAUGCACGUGGUAAUCAUGAAUUGAAAUGGCAAAAUAAAAAUAUUAAUGGUGGACGUUUAUUUGGUGGUGUUAUUUUAAACAAGGAUGCCGAAAUGAGACAUCAAUUUAUGAAGGAUACCACUUUGUCAAAUGGUGAACAUUUUGGUGAACAAUUUCAUUUGUAUACUUUAACUUGGAAACCAGAUGAAUUGAUUUUGACAGUGGAUGGUAAUGAAUACGGAAGGAUUAAAACUAAUUUUAAGGAAAUUGUUAAUGAACCCAUAUGGAAUAAGGGUGAAGCUAAUGCUCCCUUGGAUCAAAUGUUUUACAUUACCUUGGGUUUGGCGGCUGGUGGCAAUGGUGAUUUUCCCAAUACCGAGAACCAACCUUGGGGUAAUACUGAUCCUCGUGGCAGCUUGAAUUUCUUUAGAAAUCGUAAUAUUUGGUUCCCCACCUGGUCUCAACCUGCUCUCGAAGUGGAUUAUGUUAGAGUUUAUGCUGUUUAAAGACACAUUUCAUAUAAAAUCUGCAAUAAUAAACAUUUAUUUUUAAAAUUAUUUUAAAACGAGAGUUAUAUAAAUGGCAUUUUUUCUUAAAUAUCAAAUAGAAAA